GAAAGUUCAUCAGACAAACCCAACGUUCUCCGCCUUCCUGUCCAGAAUAAAGUAGCAGCUCAACAGUCCGUUAGAAGGAGUUUUUGGAGGCAGGACCGGUUCACUGACCAGCUCUAACACCGGCAGGUCACGGCAGGACAGAGGAAGCAGUCUGGGAGAGAUUGAAUCCAGCAGUCACAAUGGCAGACAGCGGGAAGACUAAUGAGACUGGAGCUGCAGCAGCAGAACCAGCUAAUGAAGACCAGCAGACCGUCGUUUCACGAGUGAGCAACUUGACCUUGGUCAGCUCAGCUUGCGAGGUGGUUUCCAGCGCCUACAGCAGCACCAAAGACAGUGUGCCCUUGCUGAAGGGUGUGAUGGAUGCAGCUGAGAGUGGGGUCCGAACCCUGGGAGCAGCUGCCACCACGGGGUCCAAGCCUCUUUUGGACAUUAUAGAACCAAAGCUUGCUACAGUAAAUGAGUAUGCCUUGAAGGGACUGGAUAAGAUGGAAGAAAAGCUGCCUAUUCUUCACCAACCUGCAGACAAGGUGGUGUCAGACACAGUAGGUAUGGUGUACCAGUCGGUGGCGGGGGCCAAAGAUGCCGUGGUGGAGGCCGUGAGGGGUGGCGUCGAGCUGACCCGGGCAGCAGUCAGCGGAGGUAUCGGCACCGUCAUGGGCACCAGGAUGGGCCAGAUGGUCAGCAGUGGGAUGGGCCUGGCGCUCAGUCGAUCCGAGGACUGGGUUGACCAGAACCUACCCCUCACUGAGAGAGAGCUGGCUGCUCUGGCUGAACCGGCCAACUCUGAGGUGACUACCCUUUCGGCCAGCCCCAGCUACUUUGUCCGUUUGGGGAAACUCUCUGCCAAGGUACAGGAGCGAGCCCUACAGCAGUCCCUGGUCCGUGCACGGCAUGCCAGGGAUGCCACCUAUGCUGCAGUGGCUCAGAUUACCAGCACUCUGGACCUGCUAGAAAAGACUCGAACUGGUCUGGACACAGCAACCAACCAGAUAGGAGGAGCCUCAGAGCAGCUGCAGCAGCGAUGGGCAGAGUGGAAUCAGACGCAGGAAAGAACCAGACAGACCGAGUCGGAGCCGGAUGGGACGAAAGAUGAAUCUGAGGUUGGGACGGAAGUGUUUGGAAAUCAGCUGGAAUGGCGGGCACUCUCCAUGGUGCGUGGUCUGAGCGACCAGCUGCGGUCAGCGUGCUCCAAUGUGGUUUCAAGUGCUCAAGGUCUGCCAGGUACGAUCCAGGAGCAGCUGACCAGCGCACGGCGAUCCGCUGAAGAGCUACACUCCUCUCUGGGGAACACUACCACCAUCACACCCCUCCUUCUGGAGCGAAGCCGUCAGCACCUGAAACAAGUUCAAGAGUCUCUGGAUGGUGUCGUGGAUUAUCUCCUGAACAACACACCUCUCAACUGGCUUGUGGGACCUUUUGCUCCUCAGAAAACUGAGAAGGUGGAAGGAGACACGGCAUUGGAGCACUCUGGUCCAGACAACUAGAUCUGAUGACCUGCUGUGUUUCUCUGAGAUAUUUUACUGUCGGUACAACCAUUUUCACAGAUACUCUAUUUACUUUAUCACAAGGUGCCUUAUCAUUGAUGUUUUAAUGUUUUCUUCAUGCUGCUUUAAACUUGAGCUUUUUACUUACUGACACUGCAUUUAUCACGUAGAAGUCAUAGAUAUUCAAUUCUAACUGAAAAUCUGUGCUCAGGGUUGACCAAAUAUCAGCCUGGUUGAAUACUGCAUCCAAAAUGUGUUAGUAUUAGUAUAAAAUAAAUUCAUUUCAGGAUAGCUUUAGUAUGUCUAGUUAGAUAGUUUGUCAAAUGUAGUUUGCCAAAAAGACCAGGAUGUCCUACUACAUCCAGAUUUUGCAGAAUGCAAGCCAGCAUGCUUUUCUGGCCGUUCUGACCUGCAAUCUUCUGCACAGAAACGUCGCAGUGUCUCAUGUGAGUAUAAAGUUUGAACAGCUGACAGCGCACAAACAGAUGACAGCUCAUUUUGCACGACAGACUGUGCCGGUCAAAGUUUAAAUGCAGCCCAGAUAUUGUUUAUCGGUCUAUUUCACUACUAAUAAUUGGGUAUGGCCCUGAAAAACAGUCGAGCCCCAACCUGUACUCUUGGAGGAAAUGUACAUUUGAGCACUUUAUUAUUUAUGCUGGAAAACAUAAAGGGGUUUUUACAUCUCUUGAAAAUGAACCCAUGUAAUGGUUGACUUUUCUAAGUAAAUAUGUCAAAGUAUUCCCAAAACUAAGCCAAAUUUCUGAUGUCCAUGAACAUAUAAACCAGAACACAGAAGACAUACGAGGAUGCAUAAAGGAUGUAGAGAGUUCAUAGAACAUUUCAUUUGCUUUAAGAUUUAAAUUUCAGUGUUUUUGUGUCUGAACCUGGAUGGGUUCAUGGAAGUGGCCAAAGAAAUGUCAAUAAAGCGAAUAUAUUUCAGACAAA
Amphiprion ocellaris (clown anemonefish) is the source of this 2429-nucleotide messenger RNA. RefSeq names its product perilipin 3 (gene plin3). NCBI's taxonomy places the organism in Eukaryota, Metazoa, Chordata, Actinopteri, Pomacentridae. The transcript has 8 exons. Gene Ontology annotation, biological process: positive regulation of triglyceride storage; lipid storage. Gene Ontology annotation, cellular component: lipid droplet; cytosol. Bases 180 to 1484 code for a protein of 434 amino acids. The record is from RefSeq and is a predicted model, not a curated record.